This is a messenger RNA of Carcharodon carcharias (great white shark), 8596 nucleotides long. Its product is annotated as dyslexia-associated protein KIAA0319-like protein. The transcript has 20 exons. Lineage: Eukaryota; Metazoa; Chordata; Chondrichthyes; Lamniformes; Lamnidae. Bases 1407 to 4793 code for a protein of 1128 amino acids. The record is from RefSeq and is a predicted model, not a curated record. Gene Ontology annotation, cellular component: cytoplasmic vesicle; plasma membrane.
UUAACUCUUACCUAGAGAAGAGCAGAUUGAGAAGAGAUUUCAUAGAUAUGCUCAACAUCAUGAAUUGCCUAGUCAGCAUCGAUGGAGAAAUUAUUCUCAUUGACAGAGGGUUGAGAACCAAACCCUCUUUUAAAGUGAUUGGCAGAAGAACCAACCGCGAUAUGAGAAACAACUUUUUUAUGCAGCGGGUGGCUAGGAUCUGGAAUUCACUGCCUGAGAAUGAGGCGGUUUCAAUCGUGGCACCUGAUGAGGGAAAGUUUGCAGGGCUUCGAGGAAAGGGCUGAGGAGUGGGAUUCAUUGAGCUUUUCUUGCAGAGAGUUGGCACGGACUUGGGGAAAAAAAGUCAAACACAACAAAUUUUACCUCGGUAAAGAUUUUAGAAUUUGUCCUCGAGCUUUCCUUCAAAUAAUUGGACUAAACUUUGAGCAGAAACUGCUAAAAGAAAAUAUUCCUCAGUAAAGUUGAUUGGUAUUGAUAGAUCAUAGAAAAUUAAAUGCAUUGUUCAUGCUUAGGCUGUUCACAACAACACAGUUCAAACAAAACAUCAAGUCUAAAGGCAAGAUUUUUGGGACUGGAUGAGUUCUUCAAAUAAAAGUUUUAACAAAGGCAUUAUAAGACAGAAAAUACAACUCAAAUGAUUUAUGCAUUUCGCCAUAACAUAAUUACAUUCUUUUUAGUUGUUUUGAACAUUAGAAAUUUUAAAAGCAUUUGAUGAUUGUUGGAACCCAAUGGAAAGAUUGUGCAAGCUGAUGGCUGGAUUGGGUAAUCAGUGAGGAGUUUUCCUGGUGUUUUCCAUUAGAAAUAGGGGUAAAGAGGUGUGACAGACAAUUAAUAGUUUUUGCAGUGAUCUUUUGUGCAGCCAUUUCAAGAAACCACUUCCUGUAGUUUUUCCACACCACCUGAGUUGAUCCUAUCUUAUGUGGAUGAUACAUUGCAUUUACAAAAGGGAAUAAAUACCAAAAGCAACUAACAUAAGCUUGCACUAUUUUGGCAGGCAGUGGAUUUCCUGUGGGUUAUCCAACAGAAAAUCAUAACUAGAUGAAUUGGCCUCCAAGUGUAGCAAUGAUACUGUAGGUAUAGAUGUAAGUACAGCUCCUGAAGGCCCAUCCAAUGAUAUUCUGAUGCAGUUGUGCCAUAGAAUGGUGAACACAGAUAAACCAUUUAUGGAGAGGUUUUUAAUCCUAUUGUACCACUGAGCUAAAAGCCCGAGUGCAAUCAUUCUCAUUAUGGAAAUUGAUUUAUUUUGCCAAUCAUACAUAAUUAGUUAUGCUUUAAUGUGAUUACUGUUACUAAAUUAUAAAUUAAAUAAGCAAGGUGCACCAUACAUAGCAAGUACAAGACAAAUUAGUGUUAUACUCAAGUCUGAUCUGUGUUCUUUUUCUCUACAGGCGAUUGUCUUCAGUAGCAUGGUAACCAUGGACGGGAGGCUGGAAAGUUUACUUGUCACUGUGAUCUCUUCUGUAAUAAUUGGAAUUUUCCUUCGAUGGACAUCUGUUUCAAAGCUUAGGAUCCUGUUGUAUGGCUGCUUCUGUCUGACCACAUUGAGUUCAUUUACUAGUGCAAAUAUGGAGGACUGCAAGAUAGCAGCAAGUCGUAGUGGAGUGGUUAUGCGAGUUGGACUGGAAAGUCGAUUUGCGGAACUAGUGGAGAAAGCUGAUUCCAUUCAGUCUUGCAGAGAUGCCUGCUGUCGGAAAUGCCACUGCAAUGUUGCAUGGCUACUGGAAGGGAAAUGCUACCUUUUAGACUGCAGGCAACAAGGAAACUGUCAGCUAGACCAAACAGGCAAAUCAGGUUCUCUUUUAAUGUUUAUUCAUAAACUUUCUCCUUGUGGGGAUUCACAGAGUCCUGUGCACAGAAUUUUAAAAGAAAAUUUUCAUUACAAAGCUGAAUCAAGGACUUCUGAUCUGACCACUACUGACAGAACCCUGGUUGUAGGUCACUUAUCUGGAAAAUCACUGGUAGCAAAGCAAAACAAAAUAUUUUCCAGGACAAGACGUGAGGCACCUGCACCAUCUGAUAGUCCUGUGAAGUUGCUACAAAUUGAUAAAGAAGCUACUUCUGAACAGUCUCAAACUGUACCACCUAUCAAUGGCAGCAAGGAAUUAAGGCCAUCUGGAAACACAGAUCAUAAAAGCACAAAGCAUUUAAAACCACAACAGCAUGCAAACGAAGAUCCACAGACCUCUCGGAAAAACCUCAAGGCAAAUGACACUUCGAGUGAUCAAAUUGCUAAACAUUCUGGACCCGUUUCAGAGGGGAGAGACUUGACGGCGAUACAGACUCUACCUCCAGAGAUCCAUGAAGGAACCUCUUUGCCAAACACUGCCUCUUUGGUGGUUUCUUCCUCUAAUUCCAAUUUGUCCAGUCCAUCAACCAAUCAGAAAUGGAUGCAAAUGAAUGCAACAAAUAACAGUAUCAUCGAGACAUUGCCAGUUACCACCAUUCCAACUCCAUUCCUGAGCACUGUACCAGCACAAGUAAAAACUACUGCGAUGGCACAAGGUAUAACAUCUGCUUCUACAUCCAAUAUUACAAGUGCUCCACAGGAACCAGCAAUGAAGGAAUUAGUUGUUUCUGCUGGAGACAGUGUGGAGAUCACUCUACCAAAGAAUGAGGUUGAGCUGAAUGCAUAUGUAUUGCCGGAAACGUCCAAAGGAUCGAGCUAUAAAUAUGAUUGGCAACUUAUCACACACCCACAGGAUUAUGUGGGAGAGAUGGAGGGCCAACACUCAAAGACUCUUAAACUCUCCAGACUUUCGGUUGGUAUCUACAUGUUUAAAGUAAUUGUUCAAGGAGAGUAUGCAUAUGGAGAAGGAUCAGUGAAUGUGUCUGUUAAACCAGCACCUCGUGUAAAUCAACCCCCAGUGGCUAUCGUCUCUCCAAAAUUCCAAGAGAUCUCACUGCCUACAACAUCUACUUUUAUUGAUGGGAGCCAAAGUACAGAUGAUGAUAAAAUCAUAAGUUAUCAAUGGGAGGAGGAGAAGGGUCCACUGCGAGAGGAUAAGGUGUUUGCAAAUACACAGAUAUUGAAACUGACCGACUUGGUUCCAGGCAAUUACACAUUCAGCCUGACAGUGGUAGAUUCUGAUGGUGCCAGUAAUUCAACCACAGCAGCCGUCACUGUGCAUAAAGCAGUGGACUAUCCACCUGUAGCUAAUGCUGGUGCAAAUCAGGUCCUUACACUGCCCAAGAACUCCAUCAUGCUGUACGGCAACCAAAGCACAGACGAUCAUGGAAUUGUCAACUAUGAAUGGUCCCUAAGCCCAAAGAGUAAAGGCAAAGUAGUUGAAAUGCAGGGUGUACGAACAUCAUCUCUCCAAUUAUCAGCAAUGCAGGAAGGAGACUACAUCUUUCAACUAACGGUCACAGACUCUGCAGGCCAUCAGGCUACUGCUGAAGUGAUGGUUAUAGUACAACCAGAAAACAAUAAAGCUCCGGUGGCUGAUUCAGGACCUGAUAAAGAAUUGACCCUUCCUGUAGACAGCACAAUAUUGGAUGGCAGCAAAAGCACAGAUGACCAGAAGAUCACUUCCUACAUGUGGGAAAAAACAAGUGGCCCUGACGGUGUGAAAAUUGAGAAUGCAGACGGUGCCAUCGCCACAGUGACAGGUCUUCAGGUUGGGUCAUAUGAGAUUACACUGACAGUGAAGGAUGAAAGAAACCUGGAAAGUCAUGAUUCUGUUAGAAUCAUUGUGAGAGAGGAAGUCAACAAGGCUCCAAUUGCUAAGAUAGCAAGGAAUGUAGUGAUCACCCUCCCCAGUAACACAGCUAUGCUUGAUGGAUCAAAAUCAUCUGAUGAUAAGGGAAUUGUCAGCUACCUGUGGAUGAGAGAUGAGAGCAGUCCAGCAGCUGGAGAUGUGCUGAAUAACUCUGAUCACCAGCCUGUGCUUUUCCUGUCUAAUUUGGUUGAAGGACUAUAUACGUUUUGCCUAAAAGUAACUGAUGCAAAAGGAGAAAGUCAUAUUGACAGGGCAACAUUGGAAGUCAGACCUGAUCCCAGAAAGAAUGAUCUUGUAGAAAUUAUCUUGGAUGUCAGUGUCAGUCAGUUAACCGAGAGGCAAAAGGGCAUGUUACUUCGGCAAAUAGCUGUUUUGCUUCGGGUCCUUGAUUCGGAUAUUACUGUACAGAAAAUUCAGCCAUACACUGAACAGAGCACACAGAUUAUCUUUUGUGUAAGGAAUACACAAGCACAUCAGGUAUUGAAAGGACAGGAUGUCGCUCGGAUACUGAAGAAUAAAUUUCGAAAACAGAAAUCAGACUUCCUAGUUUUCCGGGCUCUUCAAGUUGGUACAGUCAUCUGUCAGCUGAAUUGCUCAGAUCACGGUCGGUGUGAUUCUUUCAAUAAGCGUUGUCUCUGUGAUCCAUUCUGGAUGGAGAACUUCAUUCGAAUUCUGCUGGGAGAUGGAGAAAGCAACUGUGAAUGGAGUGUGCUCUAUGUUGUAAUAGCUGCGUUUGUCAUACUGGUCGCCAUUGGAAUUCUAGUUUGGAUGGUCCUCUGCUUCUGUAAAAGACGCAAAGGAAGACCUAGAAGAAAAAGCAGAUAUAAAAUACUAGAUGCUACAGAUGAUCAUGAAAGUAUGGAAUUGAAGUCUAGCUCCAAGCCAGUUGGCAGGCUGAAAGCUCCAGCACAGAACACCAGCUUAAUGGUUUCAGAAUCUGAACUUGACAGUGAUGAAGCUAUCUUCACCUGGCCAGACAGAGAGAAAGGGAAAUUACUGCGAAACCAGAAUGGAUCAAUCCACAAUGGCCAAAUAGCUCAAAAAACUAAGAAACAAAGGGAAGAAAUCCUAUAACUGGAAUCUAGCUGCCAGACUUAUAGAAGCUAUAGAUCUAGGGGAGAAACUGUCUCCCAGUAUUAUCUCUGCACAGUAAAAUGAAGAUUGAUCUGAAGCAAUAGUGACUGCUGUGCUGCAUGCAGAGUGUACACACUCCUUGUGAAAUGAGUCCGUUCAGCAUUCUAAUGCUUAAACCAGUCUACUUGUGAGGUUAACUGAACUAGUUUCUCACUGAAGACCAGAAAAAAGACUUGGGAGAGAUGCAAGCUGGCCAAAAAAAAAAACUUUGCAUUCAUUAAUUUUGAAAGCUGAAGCAUCACGUGCAGCCCUGUCUGCAUAUUGUGGUUUUGAAAUCCUGUGUUUCCAGUGAGACGUCCACGGGAAAUCUGUUGUACUGCAGCUUAAAAAAUUAUCUUGAAGCCAAAAAUGUUACGUGGGAACACAUUGGAUGUCUUGUGAACUUUAACUGUUACCUGAGGCUUGGAUCUGACCAUUUCCUUCAAUUCAGCAAUUGUAUAAAUCUGCUGAAAAUUCAUGGAAAACUGAAUACUGUGAUACUAAGCACUGUCCUGUAAUUCUGGAAAUUUUGCAACGAACUUCUACCUUUCUCCUGUUGAAGUAUCAUCAUGCAGGCGAACACAAAGGGAUUUGUUGUCUUCACCUGUUGUUAUUUAGAGUGAGUUGACUCCUGUGCAGAAGUGUUGCACAUUUGGCAAUGACCCUGUGUCAUUUUAGUUUUAUAAAAAUAAUUCUCACUACUGAUUUUUUUUUGAGUGUGUGUGUAUGUUAAUAUUGGGACUGUGUUGGUCUUCAAACCUUUUAUUAGUGUGAAGUAUUAACGAGGCAUUUUUAAUUUAUUCUUUGGGAAUGAACUGCUUUGCAAUGUUAUUCCCUUCCGAUGAAUGUAGGUCUUUAUUUGCUGCUGAUUUGUUUUUCCUUUAUUAAAAUCUGUGUCUUCCUUUUAAAUACACUGGCACCUGACUUCACAUCUUGAUACUGGUGGACGAUCCAAUUGAUGGUAAUUUAAUAUGACAAAUAAAUAGUGUAAUGAGUGAGGUGUUAGUGACACUCCCCUCCUUUCCUUCCCACCAACCCCCCCCCCCUCAACCUAGUGCCUUCCAGAAAUAGAAAUAAUAUUUUAACCAUUUUUGAAAUGUAUUUGUUGUACACCAAUAAAACAAAAUGCUGUGCUACUGAUAAUUAAAUAAAAAAAAGUUUUAAAAGAACUAUAUACCUUAAUUUAAAAUGGCAAAACAUUGGAAAAUUUGAUAACUGGAUCAAUUCUAGAUAAUGUGUUCAAAAGCAAAAUAAAACCUUUAAAUGACUUUGUCAAUCUGAUCUUUCAACAUUGGCAAGAGUGCACGAUUAAAUAAGGACUACAAGCAGCCAAAUUCUCUCAUCAUGCAAUUAAUAUAGUACUUCAGUAUCAUUUCUUAAAAUAUGCUGUAUCCUGCUACUAGGUACUGCUGUAAGUAAGCAUUCUAGCAAUUAUUUCAGAUAUAAUGUACCCUAAUCAACUGAACACUUAAAAAGAUUCUUGUAAGAAUGAUGUUAACUGGAUUGCUUCUUACUUAGAAUGAUGAGUGACUUACUUCCUAGAAAAGAAAUUGAAACUAAAUUCAAAAUGUGGUAUCAACGGACUAAGCCUUUUAGGCAUAUUUGCAGAUUGUUAAAAACUUUCCAAGCUUGGAGCAUCUAUGUUCCAAGCUGUUCUGUUUGAUUUAAUAAGACAUGGUAUGGAUCCAUGCAGGUUUAGUGAGUAAAUGCUUCAAGUUGUGUGCUGCUGAGCCAUCCAACAAGAUCCCAGUUCUGCGCAUGUGCUUGUGAAAACUUGCUUUGGGUGUCCUCUGGGAAGGGGAAAAUUAUCCAGGUAUUCCUGCUGGAAAAGCACAUAUUUGUUGAUUGGACUGAACUUAGUGUUGUUGCCUCUAGCUGUGGUGUAGCUGCUUGCACAUAACAAAUGCCUAUAUGAGUAAUAUACCAAAAAGGCUGCUGGCAUCAAUUGAAUUGUGUCACAUGAUUCAUUGACUUCAGGAGACAAUGCAUGCUCAAAGGAAAAUUCAAUGGACUGGUCAACCAAACCUGCUGUUGUCCAUCUUUCUGUGGCUAUAGAGUGCAAUUAGAGAAGGCCUGGAAGCUAAUGUUCAGGAAGGAAAGAACUUUUAUGAUCUUGAUGUCCCAAAGCACUUUCAUGGCAAAUGAAAUAUUUUUCAAGUGCAGACACUGCUGCAGUGUAGGAAAACAUGCCAGCCAAUUCUACACCAUUAUAUGCCACAAAACAAUAAUAAGAUAAAUAGUCACUUGGUAUUACAGAACUUGAAUAUUGCUGAAAAGAGAGACAUGUUGCUGAAACUUGUCAUCUUGCACUCGCCAGGACAAAUAAAAAAAAUACAAAAAAAUAUAUUAAUGAGAUAAAUGGUCAGAUUUUUUAAAAAGUGGUCAGAGAACUCCCUGCUCAGCUUCACAUAAUGCUGUGUUAUCUUUUACCCAAUUGAGGGGGCAGAUGGGACUUCGGUUUAACAACUCACCCAAAAGACAGCACCUCUGAGAGUGCAGCAUUCAGUCAGUACUGUAUUGAUGUGUCUGGGUUGAUUCUGUGCUCAAGUCUCUGGAGUGACUUUUGAGCCAUGGUUGGCAGCACAGGUAUCCAAUUGUUCCACUUCAUGUGGGUAGGAAGAAGCAGAUUUUUUUUUUAACAAAUUUGUAUUUUGAUUUUGCACAUGUCUGAGGGAAGUGUCUAGAUAUUUCUAAACUGGCGUAGUCCAUAUGAAAUAUAGUUUACCUGCUUAAUUGAUGAAAUUUAAUGCAGUGUAGCAAUUCAUAAUUAUUUUUAUCCAUCCUCUACCAAGUUACUAGAAACAGCUUUUCUCCAGGUGGGGUUUAUGGGAAAGCAAUUUGAUUUGACUGACAGAUUGACAUUGCACCUUUUCAUCCUUUUAUAUGAAACACUCCUUUUUUGAUUUAAGCCACAGAGUAUCACAGCAAGAUUUGCAGAAGAGAUUUUCAUCCAUUUUCCAAUAGAUGCAGGAUAUUUGGUUCAAAUUGAUUUUUUUAAAACUCAUUUUAAAGUAAGCUUGCAGAAAUUAGCCUUAUGGGCAUUUAGAUAUUUUAUGAAAAUUCACAUGCAAGUGUGAUUGGAAGUAAAGCCUUUUGAGUUGCACUUGGUGAGGGGGUAUGAUGAUUAUGAUGUAUUAUUGAACACACUGCUUCUGAACCCAGGUACAUGAAAGUAAACUUGCACUAAAGGGGAUACUUUGAGAUUAACCAUUCAUUUCACAAAACUAGAUAAUGACCUUAAAAGAUGUAAACAUCAAGUAAGUUUACACCGUUGGGAAUGACAAUUGUAUCGUUCACCUUUUCUUGUAUAGCAUACACUGUAUUGGAGAGUUGCACUAUGCACCACAUUUGUCACUGUGGAGAAUUUUCACUGAGUUCAGUGUUUUUUUGUUUAUUUUGUGAAGCACACGUUAUGCUUUCAAAAGUCAUUGGAUGGUUCCUGGGAAUAAGCAGCUGAUCAGUUGAAGUAAGGAUUUUUAAGAAAGUAACAAACUGUCAAAUCUUUAAGUUUUGUCAAUGUCUGAAGUUUAUUUUCCAAAAAAGCUAAAAAAAAGAUUUGUUUUAAUUUUUAAAUAUAUUAACUCCUUCAUUGGCAUAUUAUGUUUACUAGACAGAUGUCCAACAAGGUCUGAUUGAUGUGACAUUGUACAAUGUUAUGGGGAAAUAAGCACUGUAUUUUUCAGUAAAAUGGCAUCGUGAUGCAUCGUCAUUUAAUUUCAUUUAUUAGUGUUUUUAUUAUGAAUUAUUAAAAUUAUUUUCUUCAA